AUGCCGGCUGCGUCAAUAGGUAAACCGGGUAGCUUGAAGGAUCCCGCUGUUGCUUCAUUAUUCUGUAUAAAAGAUCCCGAACAACGUUUCGAGGAUCUUCGUGAAAUUGGUCAUGGCUCAUUCGGAGCUGUUUUCUUCGCCCAGGAUUUGGAAACGAAUACAACGGUUGCAAUUAAGAAAAUGGCUUUUUCUGGCAAACAAUCGGCUGAAAAGUGGUCUGAUAUCAUCAAAGAAGUGUCCUUCCUGAAAAAUAUAAAACAUGAAAAUAUCGUUGAAUAUAGAGCAUGCUACCUAAAGGAACAUACUUGUUGGCUUGUGAUGGAAUAUUGCAUUGGUUCCGCAGCAGAUAUAGUUGAAGUACAUCGUAGUCCAAUACGGGAAUGUGAAAUUGCUGCUGUUAUUGAACAGACUCUUUUUGGGCUCUCUUAUCUGCAUAAAUUAGGACGUAUACAUCGAGAUGUCAAGGCCGGGAAUAUUCUUUUAACUGAUAAUGGUGUCGUUAAACUUGCUGACUUCGGGAGUGCUUCCACUUUAUGUCCUGCUCAGAGUUUUGUCGGUACGCCGUACUGGAUGGCUCCUGAAGUUAUUCUGGCGAUGGAUGAAGGUCAUUAUGACCAGAGCGCAGAUAUUUGGUCUCUUGGAAUCACUUGUAUCGAAUUAGCAGAAAGACGUCCACCUCUUUUCAACAUGAAUGCUAUGUCCGCACUGUAUCAUAUUGCUCAGAAUGAUCCCCCAAAGCUUUCACAUAGCGAGAAUUCUUCUUCAUCGUGGUCUGCGGACUUCCACUCAUUCGUUGAUCUUUGCUUACGUAAAGAUCCACGAGAGCGAAUGAAGACGAGUCCUUGUCAACAGCAUCCAUUUAUUGUGAAUGGACGUUUGGAUGGUGUAAUUUUGGAAUUGAUUACAAGAACAAAGGCACUAGUCAGUGACCUGGACAAUUUCCAGUAUAGGAAAAUGAGAAAAUUAGUUUAUCUUGACGAGCAACAAAGUAUUGUGACCGACGAUGUGAUGACAACGGACCGGCAUGAUGUGGACGAAGAAUUAUCAGGAAUAGGGGGCUCAGCAAGCUCUCGGUCGAAUUCGAUUUCUUCAUUCCAGUCGUAUCAUUCAAAUGCUCCUAUUUCCGACAGUCAUCAUGGAGAUAGUGGCAAGGCCAUUACUUCACGACCUCUUAUUCCUCUUCGUGUUCUUUCUUCAAUUAGCUCUGAUAUCAGCAGUAUCAAUGAAGAUUUCGAUAACAUUGACAAGAAUCGGACGAUAAUUCAUGUUGGUGAUGGAGGAAGCCACUGUAUGCAUUCAAUGCAUGAAUCAUCUCUUGUUGAAGAAACUUCCUCAGGAAUACCAACAUCUACCUUAGCGUCAGAUGAAAUUAGGCCGAUAAAUGAGGAAAUGGCAACUCUUCGACGAUCGAAGUUUUCAACAUUGCGAACAACGAAACUGAUUUCAAAGGAGCUAGAAGAAUAUAACAGGGAGAAUAAUAUAUACGAACAAAUGAGUGGUUACAAACGUUUGCGUCAACAACAUCAGAAGGAAUUGAAGCAGCUCGAAGAGAAAUGUGCAAUGGAAAUGGAGUCGUUUAAACAAAAAGCUGAUAAAGAAUAUGAAAAUCUUUUAAAUACUUUUAGCAAAGAACUUCAGCGCCUACGUAGCAAUCAAAAUGCUGAAAAAGAUAAAAAACUUCGUGAAUAUGAUGAAACGGAACGUAGAUUACGGCGUCAGUUAAAUUCACAACACGAAAACGAGCUAAAAGCAUUCUCUAACGCUCAGAAGAAGGAAUAUAAGCACAAUAAGGAAAGGGCAAAAAUGGAAUUAAAAGAACGCUAUGGCAUGCGUUCUGCAUAUGAAAGUGCAUUGAAGGAGACGAAAGCUGUUUUGAAUGCACGGCGUACUGAUGCGGAAGCGAUAUUUUCUCGUGAACAGAAAAUAACGAUGGAAAAUGAAAUUCGAAGACUGAAGGGAAUUCGUAUGGUUGAGAUGCAUACUUUGAUCGAAAAACUGGCCGUAGAUGAGUUAAAAUUCAAAGGAAAACAACUGGAAACAAGCCAUGCUUUGUUAAGAAAACAUCAUGAACAAACAAAACAACUUGAAUUAUCACUUUUAAUCGAAAGCCAGCGCAUGAAGCGGCGGCAUCUGGAGAAGCAGCAUGAAGCUGAAACUUCAAAUCAGUUGCAGUAUAAUCAGAGAGUUACAGAUGAAACUAUGAAACGACAUGCUUUGCAAUCAAAACAACAGCCUAAAGAAUUGAAGGCAAAAGAGUUACAAAUAAGAAAGCAAUAUCGACAGGCAGUGAAAACGCAGUUGAGGCAAAGCAAGUUAUUACAAGCUCAAGUUUUGAGCUGCACACCAAAGGAAGAACAUAGGGAAAUGAUAGUAAAGUUGAAGGAAGAGCAAAAGAGAAAAUUAGCAACAUUAGCUGGGCAGUAUGAAAGCACCAUCGAAAGUUUGCUACGGGAUUUGACCGUAAAAUUGGAGUCUUGGCAGGAAGAUGAAUUGAAAGCUUUGAAAGAGAAACUUGAAAAGGAAAUGGAUAUGCUCAAAGACUUCCAAAGUCGACAGAAAAGUUGUCUUGAAGAGAAUUGUAAAAGGGAAGAACAGAAACUGGCGGAACGCACUUCAAUAAGAAAAGCGGUCAUCGAGAAAAAAAUGGAAGAAGAGAGGGCAUCUUUGGAAACUGAGCGCCAGAAAAUUCUAAAAACGAUAGAGGAGAAGCAUCGCAUUGAAAAAUCAACAUUUUUUGAUGAUGAACAAAGGGCGCUAAAUGAACAUACGCAGCAGAUAUCCUUAUCGACUUCUCAAUUUAGUUCGCAGGACACCUUAUGCUCAAUUUCUUCAAAUCUUCAUUCGUUAGCUACAAAUUCUUAG
This is a messenger RNA of Brugia pahangi, 2862 nucleotides long. The record is from the annotation of a GenBank genome assembly. Lineage: Eukaryota; Metazoa; Nematoda; Chromadorea; Rhabditida; Onchocercidae.